CCGGCAUUCAGUUCAGAAACCAGUGAGCCGCAAUCGAGACAACUCGUGUCGGACAGUAAACGGAGAUUACCAGCGCUUUCACAUGUGGAUACGGAUCACGACACAGGGGCUCCAGGUAUAGAAGGAGAAGGACAGGACCUCUGUCUAUCAAACUCUGAAGUGCCCCGGGGCCCACUGUAUAGGUCAACCCAACCGUAACGCCGCAGGACAAUAGGAGCCGAACCCAGGGGCCUUUGACGGCUAUCAAAAAGCAAAUAAUCUAGCUCAUUAGCUCUGUUCCCCCAAGACGACCUUCUCUGAAAAGAUCAACAGAAGAAAGGAACUAAACAAGGAGGGAAAAAAAGGCACUGGCAGCUAUUUCUGAUGCUCUGUGGUGAAGAGAACAUCUCAUUUGGGAUUUAAGGAUUGCGGAAAAAGGAUUUCCCAAUGCCCUGCCCGCUUAUCCCAAUGCCUGUGUAAAUACUGCAUGGAGAUAUCGAUUUGUCCCUUUUCCAAAAGCGCCCAGUAAAGAGACUAAUUAUAGCCAAUCCCAACAGCCAGUCUGUUGCUUAAACCUCUCAGAUUCUCAGAAUGCCUAAAAAUCUACAUUCUUAGAGGUCCUAUAAAUGGAUCUAUAAUCCAAGACACGUCAGCUCUUGAAGAAGGUGGUUUUAUCUCAAGAGAGUUUCUUUCUCUUUGUAAGGCAAGGCAGUUGCUUUGUCCUUUCUAUUUGGAUGCAUUUUUCCAAAACUCCAAAAUGAAGCCCUUAACUCCCAUUGGUUCACCUUCUCCGCUGCGGCUCCUGAACAAGGGGCCCGAUUACCUGCGCAGGCAGAUGGAUGCCGGAAGCAGGGGUCGUUCUGUCAGUGCCGUAGAGCGACUGGAAGCCGACAAGGCGAAGUACGUCAAGACUCAACAGGUCAUCAACACAAAGCAGGAGCCUGUGUUAGUGCCCUGUGCGACACCUCCGCCGGUUCCCCGUCGCAACUUAACCCUGUCCACUCCUUCAACACCCGUCCUCCCACCUCGAAAUCAAACGGUGCCUUUCUCUGCACCGCUAUUCUCCAGGGAUGAAAAUGAGGAUGACUCCAGUCUCCAGAAAGAGAACUGUCGGAAUGAAUCUGAUGUGGAAACCAACAAUCGCAACAAUGCAAACAAGCCUCCCAUACCUUCUCCAAGAACUCCAACCAUUGCUCCAUUAGUCGCCCCGCAUAGUGCUCCAAUAAUGCGAAGGAGCAAUGGCAAGCGCAUGCUGCGCCCAGAUUCCCUGGUCAUUUACAGACAGAAGAAAGAGUGCAAGAGUCCUAGCAGCGGUGGUGAAAAUGCCAACGGCAACUUAGAGGUCAAGGGAUACAGCUUUGUACGACGGCUCUUCCAGGGAUCCAUGCGUGAAAAGAGUGGUGGGAACGACGCUCAGAAAAUGGUGAUAAACGAGGAGAAGGCUUCUUCCUCUCGAGACGGGGAUUCACGAAUGUCCUGGUCCAAUGACAAAGACACUGUAGAUGGUGGAAACGAGACCAGGCGAUCAAGCAAAUCCGAGCGAGAGCAUUCAACCCCCGAGACGCAAAACGACAACACUAGUUUUCAGAAGAACUGCAUGAUCAACAGUUUACGAAAUGGCACCGGGAACUCCAACAAUAACGAUAUGGACCCUUGGAAGCCAGUCGUUCCCCUGAUGCGAACCAAUUUGAAACGCUCCAAAUCAGAAUUGCGACUACGCUGCUCGCUAGCCAUGUCCGAGCAGGAACGCUUCUUUGACUACUGUGGAUUGGACCUAGAUAUGGUGGAAAGGCUCGGACCGGAGAACUUUCUAACCGGGGCCAGUUCAGUCGACACACUCUCGCUGCUACUGAGGAGCGUUGGAGGUGGUGGCUCAGAGCCCAGUGAAUUUUCCAGACACUCUGGUGAAGGGAUUUUCCAGGAGGAGCUUGCCGAACAGAUUCCUACAGGUGUGUCUAUUAUCGAGAGAAAUGCACGGGUCAUAAAGUGGCUUUACGGUUGCAGGAACGCAGCCCAGGAGGGUCCGAAAGAGUCUACUGUUUGAUUAUCACGUUAACUAAACCCAAGACUUUCUGGAGCCGUGUUCCAGUGCUGUAUUUAUUUUACAUGAGAGUAUUUAAGAGAUUUGUUUGGCUUUUUACAGCCAGUACAAGUCACACAUGAAGCUGCAAAAUGAUACUUCCUUUCAUGACCUACACUGUGGCUUUAUCGAAAUCGCCCCCUAUACCUUCAUUCACUAUUCCCAACAUUUGUUUACUAAUAUAGUCCACUUGAAGAAACGAAUUUGGACAAUGAAUGUGGCUAUGCACUCUACCUUUCGGGCUUGCACUCCCACCCGGCACUUUCACCAAGUGUGUGGAUGCUGCACUCAAUCGGAGCAGUUGGUGGUUCAACAUCAAGAUGUCGUCCUCACCCAUAUGAAAGAACUGGGGCUGAAUGCCAAGAAAAGUGUGCUUUCUCCACUACAGAGAACCACUUAUCCGGGCAUGGUGUGGGAUUCAACGACGAUGCAGGCACAUCUGUCUCCUGCUCGUAUCGAUAUGAUCCUCACAUCUUCUGGCAAGACUUGGAAAUUCAUUAGCUGCAUUUCUCACAUUUUAUGGCUAUUCUGUGGUGGCCUGUACACUCAUUAUUGCUGAACAUUAUGAGAUUGAGUGAGUAAUGUCCUGUACGGUUUCAGACUAGUGCUCUAUAGAGUAUAGGGGGCGAUGUAUAUGAUGUUCUCUGUAAAUAGAAAGAGUCAUGAGUCCGUCCUGUUACUUCUGUUCAGAAACGAGUGUUAUUUGUUGAGCGUAACUUAAAGAAUGUGUCAUCCGAUGAAUAAUUUAACAUUGAAAACCACUAAGCUUUUUCUCUGGGGUUGGGAAACCGAUGCAUGAGUGUUAAAUGAACCAUGUGUACCUCAUUUCCCAACUGUCCCAGUUUAGUUUGUGUGUUGCCUUUUUUCCUUAAACGCAGGCGUUGGAACAAACACACAGAGGACCCCUGUGGGGAUAUUAAUGCACUGAAUUGGAGAAAGAGACGGAGCGAGAGCUAUAUAUACUGCUAUGAAACAUGUUUUUAACACUGAGUGUAUGCAAAGAAAUACGCAGGGCCUUAAAAACAACCUGAUUUUGAGUUUCAUUAACUUAUGCCAAAGAAACGUGCUGCAUACUGAUGUACAAUAUGUUCCAAACCCUAUCAAGCCGCCUUGAGAGAAUGAUGCUCUUGGAGUUUGGAUGGAAUGGCAUAUUUUUAUUCAUAUUUUUCCAGUACAGAACAAAAUAUACUUAUCAUCAGCACAUCUUCCAUUUUUGAUGAUAUUUUUUCCCCUGUGCUUUUAAGAAUUGCAAAUUCAAUUUUGGCCAAAACACACUGCACAAUUUUACUCUAAAAACCAAAUAUUAUUUUAUAAAAGGGACCAAAGGUAAAAUUGUAAGAAUCAUUCAUUGAAACACCAAUACUCUUGGCGAACGCUCACUAGGGUUUGGAACAACCAUUAUUUUGCCCCCAACUGUCUUUUACCAAGAACCUAAACAUGGAAAUUGCUCAAUUUCAUUCUUGUGUUUGGAAAACCGCAUCAUGGGUGUUACUUUGAUUAUUGUGAUGAUAAAUUAUGAGUGUUUGCACGGUUUUCCUCAAUGCAAAUGACAGUUCCUGUGGCGACGCAUUCUUCAGUACGCACUUGAUCACGCUGUUUCUAUGUUUAACUCACAAAAGUACAACGUUUAGCAAAGUAGAGGAAGACGUAACAGCGAGAGACCUGCCGGGCGGACACACACUCCCAGUGUGGGAGAUGCUGAUGUGUUUUCAUAUUGAAGGAGACCUUUGAAAGCUCCUCCCGUCUGAACGCAUCAAUCAGACACUGAUUCUCCUUUGUCGUAAUGAAUCCCCCGGUCAGAGGCAUUAAUCAGUCUCUAUGAUACCACUGAUAAAUGAAGCAAAGGUCCGCUGCGGCAUGCACAGGUCAGACUGCGGCCUGCAGAGAAAGAACUGUGAUCUUUCCUUUCAAACUUUUUCAUCCCCAACGUCCAAGAUGCAUUCAGUCUUCCAGAGCACCCGAAAUCUCUCUCUUGCAUGUUUACAGUUUCAUCUGUGUAUGUUUCUAUAAAGAAGAUUUUAGAUUUCAACCCAAAGAGAUAUUACAGAGAAAAUCCUAAUAAAAUCCUAUUUCUGAACAACUAUAUGCACUUGUGUUUUAUGUUAUCACAUAGCUGUUUUUGAGUGUAUGCAAAGAAAACUGCUUAAUAUUUUUGUGGAAACCACGAUACAUUGAAAAGUUUGGAAUAGGUUUAAAAAGUUUUGAAUUUUUUAAAUAUUUUAAAAUAAUUUAU
Molecule: messenger RNA, 4292 nt
Organism: Labeo rohita (rohu)
Lineage: Eukaryota; Metazoa; Chordata; Actinopteri; Cypriniformes; Cyprinidae
Gene: fam110d
Product: family with sequence similarity 110 member D
Exons: 2
Coding region: 737-2023 (428 amino acids)
Source: RefSeq, a predicted model, not a curated record